CCGCGGAGCCGGCGCGCUCCCGCCUGCAGGGGGAGGGCGGACGGGGCGGCGGGACCGGCCAGGCCUCGGCGGGCGCUGUUUCUCUUUCACUUUCCUUCCUGUGAGGCCGGCGCGCUGGCGGGCGAGGAGCGGCGGCGGCGGCGGCGGCCGCGGGUAUGGGAAAGCAGAACCACCAAAAGGAGUGAUGACCAGCAAUCUCAUGAUAGAUCUGGAUGUUAGUUCUCAUGCCUCAGGAUAUCCAGUUGGGAACUCCAUACCAGCUCUUGGGAUCAGACUUUUAUCCACUUAAAAAACCCUUCAUUACCCGAACUACUGAAGCCAGCUCUAGCUAACUACGAAUGGCUACCCAAAGGAAACACUUGGUGAAAGAUUUCAAUCCGUACAUCACCUGCUACAUCUGUAAAGGGUAUCUGAUCAAGCCAACUACAGUGACGGAAUGCCUCCAUACCUUCUGUAAGACUUGUAUUGUUCAGCACUUUGAAGAUAGCAAUGAUUGUCCCAGGUGUGGCAACCAGGUUCAUGAGACAAAUCCAUUAGAAAUGUUGAGGUUGGAUAAUACAUUAGAGGAAAUCAUAUUUAAACUGGUCCCUGGACUACGAGAACAAGAACUUGAGCGUGAAUCUGAGUUUUGGAAGAAAAAUAAGCCUCAAGAAAAUGGACAAGAUGAUACUUCAAAAAUUGAAAAACCUAAAGUAGAUGAAGAAGGUGAUGAAAAUCAAGAUGAUAAAGAUUAUCACAGAAGUGACCCACAAAUUGCUAUAUGUCUGGAUUGUUUACGAAAUAACGGACAGUCAGGGGACAAUGUAGUAAAGGGUUUAAUGAAGAAAUUCAUUCGAUGUUCUACACGUGUAACCGUGGGAACUAUUAAAAAAUUUCUAAGUUUAAAACUAAAACUUCCAAGUUCAUAUGAGUUGGAUGUGCUGUGCAAUGGUGAAAUUAUGGGGAAGGAUCACACUAUGGAAUUCAUCUAUAUGACAAGAUGGCGACUAAGAGGCGAAAACCCUUUUCCAUCUCUACCUUCCAUUGCCAGCAAGAUGCCAGGAUGUCUGAAAGCUCGCAGUUUCGGUGUCUGAACUGCUCAGCUUCGCAAGUCUGCCCUCAGGAUGGCCCUUUGUAUCAGUCAUAUCCCAUGGUAUUGCAGUAUCGACCAAGAAUUGACUUCGGUUAGACCAAGGGUCCUGGACCCCACUGAGAUGAAUCCUGCACUAUUUGUUUACUCAUGGACAGAUUGCACAGCAAGAGGUGUGUGGACUAAAGGGACACAACCAGAUUUUCAGCAUGCAAAUAAGGCCAUUGUCUGUCUCUAAAUUGUCAGUUGCAUUUAUGUUGUUUCUAUUAAGAGCAAACCAAGUGCCAUUCUGCUACUGAACCACCUGUGUAAGUUAUUUGUGCUGUCUCACAGUGUACAGGUCACACUGAGGUCAGCUGGAUGUCAUCCCUGUUGCAGCUUUUGGAAUAUUUUGCUUGUUGUCCCAAGACUGUUCUAAUAUUCAAUUACACUAGUAAUAUGGUUCAGUCUUUGUGAUGUUACAGUUUUCACCUACUUUCUCUUUUAUUAAUUCUUGUUCAGAUAGAGUGUUGUACAAGAAACUGGUAAUUAUUAUAUCUGGAAAUGAUUUUAUAUGGCAAAUAUGUUUAGAAAAAUGGUUUUUGAACCACUUUCCUAUUCUCAGUAAGCUUUCUCUGUGCAACAUAGUUCAUCUUUUGGGAAGAAUUCCAAUUAUUCUUUAACAUUAGAGCACAUUGUAAUUGUAGACAUUUUAAGUCAUCUGUCAGUGUAGUCUACCAACUGCAUAAGGAGGGCCUGUUAGCCCUCCAGGUUGAAAAUGUGUGCGAUUCUGGGAGAACUGAAGCUGGAUUCACAACCAUUCAAAAUGUUGGCAGCUGAUCACAUUUACUUCUAACAAAAUGACUGUGUAAGUAAGGUUCCUCUUCUCUCAUAAUGCCUUACGACAAGCGGGUACUGCUGUGAACCGUCUUUGUGUAGCCCAUUUUAUGGAUGCAUCACUGUAUUGUUGCUCUCAUUUAAUGAGUACAUUGUUUCUCUUAAGUUGGCCUUAGGUGUGUGUUGCUGUGGCAUGCAGAGGGUUAUGAUGAUUUUAAAUAUUAGGAUCUUUAGAGCAGAUAACAUUAGCUAUUUUAUGGAUUUCAAAAGUCUCAAAAACAGUUGUAGAUUAAAACUGUUACCUAUCACAUUUCCAAACCAUUUGCAUAAAAUAGAAUAAAUGCAGUGUAGUAGAUAAAUAUGCUAACCACAAUUAGUGGUCUGAGGAUAUUUCACUUUAGAUCCUGUAGCAAUCAGGGGGGUGGGAUUACUGUUCAUACAUAAGUUUAUUAUGGUCAGAGCUAUGGGAAUGGCCUUGAUUUUGCAGUUUUGUUAAGUCUUCCAUUCAUUUUGAGAUUAGUCUGCAACUCAAAGAAAGUCUUGUUACCUUAAAUUAUAUGAAGAACUUCAUUUAAAUGUUUUAAAAUGUAUAUUUGUUUUCCAAAAAAUUUGUUGGAAAUUGUUUUAUUAAUUGCUUCAGAGCAAGUUAACCUCUGAAACUUAGGAAAAAACCUUGAAAGUUAGGAAAAAUAUUUAUUUUAGAAACCUGACAUGAGCACAAUCUGUGUGUUACACACACAGUUUUUAUACUGUAUACAUGGUAGAUGUGCUACAUUUUCCAGUAAAUUGUAUCACAAAUUAAUGCCUUCUGAAUAACAAAAUGCUUCUUAGAAAUAAAACAUUGUAGAACUCUAAGAAACACAUACAAAAUACAACUAAGUCUUGAUGCGUUUCACAAUAUAAAAGGCUGAAAUAGCGUAAUUCUUUUUUCAUGUAUCUUUGUUUCAAGUCAAAUAGCCUAUAUUAAAGCUUUCUGUUGUUUUUGUUCUGACUUGUGAAAAAAGGUUAUGGCAGUAAUUUCAUUUGUUAGAUUGUGUUUGUGCUUGGAAGAGCUCACAAGCAGAAUUUAAAAGGCAGAUUUUUUGUUAAAAAUCUAUAAAAAUGGUUGGAAUAGACCAUUACCAUUAUACUCAACCAAAAAACUGAAUUAAUUCUUUAGCAACAGAAAUUAUGCCCUAAAAUCUAACUUCCUGGCAUCCUAAAAAGUUUUAAAAUUUAUUAUAAAUUUGUUAAAUCUAGGUCAGUAAUUAAAAUAAUGUUUUACAUUUGGGAAUUUAUUUUAAUUGACUUAAUGCAAAAUGCAUUGAGAGUGCAUUUUAAAAACCACAAAUGAGACCUGGUUGUUUUGGGGGCACCAGCCAAAACCUACAACCUUAAGUGAGUUUUAUGGAUACAAUCUCUUUACAUUUGUCCUGUUGCUUCAUCAUAUGUAAUUUCACUAUUUUCCAAGGAAAUAUAUAGGAAGCAGUUAUGAAAUUUAGAAUAGUUUUUGUGUAUUUUUACUGAAAUGCAAUGGAAUAUGUGCCAAAACGUGUGGAAAAUUUAUAUAAAGAAGGACAUCAGUUGUCGUUGGGGCAGGGUACACAUUUUGUGAUGGUCUUGAGUAAUGCUGUAUUACUACAGAACCACAGACUUCUUCAGCCAAACUCUUUUGAUAUAUUCAACUAUGAUUUUCUAAGUAUGGGACUACUUUCAUAUCUAGUAAUACACUAAAUCCCAAAUAAUUAUUCCCUAAGUUAGGUUGUGAAAUUUGCAAGAAACCAGAAAUAAACAAUAUGCAGAUAACCUUUGUGGUUAGUUUUAUAAACUUAGGGUAGUAGUAAAACAAACUCUUUAUAUAAAUAACCUAUAGGAAUAAUCAUCUGAAUCUGCAAAACUGGGAAAAUAAAUAAAACUAACAUUUUCUUUGGUCUAUUGUUUCUUAAGCAAUAACCUGAAAGAACUUUACUUCCAUAAAAGGUUUUGUCAUCUGUUUUCUCUGCUUUAGAUAUCACAUUAGUAAAAAGGUCAAGGAACCUGGGAUUUGAAGGUCCAUAGUUUACACAUAUCACUCUGAGGUAAUCACAUCCAUUAAUAGAAAAAUCAGAAUAUGGCCUUUUCUCUAGAUUGACAAAAUACUUUCAGGAAAUACCCCAAAAAAAGAAACUAAAAGCUCAUUAGCUCAUUCAAUCUGGGGUACAGCUACCUCGGGUGAUGUCUUUUCACUACUUUUAGAAAGAUGUGUUAUUUCUUUAUUCAUUGAAAACCUGUCCCAUACUAAUUUGCCACAUUUUAUAAAUGUAAUGAGUUUGCUCAACUAUGUUAUAUACUCAAAUGUAAUCUAAAUUUAAAUGAUUCUUUAAGAGGAAAAAAGGUAUGUUAUAUAAUACUAUGAAUUGUUUAGCUUUAUUGAAAUAUUUAAGAGAAAGUGCCUCAUUGCUACUGUGCGUUUUAGAUUUACUGCAUACAGUUUGAGUUAUCUGUAUUUGUCUCUUAUUAUUUCAUAUCUAAAUAGUAAGUUAGAGUGAUCACUUUUUAAAAGAUUUUCAUAAGAAAAUACCUAUCACCAAAGACAUUUUACUGCUAAUGAACACCAUGUGGGAGAGACAGUUGUAACAGUUUGGAGUUUGGAAAUUUUUAGAUUGCAAUUUAAUUUUAUGAGGCAAUAAUAUUGAAUAAUUGCUAAAAUAUCACCAAAGAAAGACUUUAAAUUGAAAUUUCAUGGUGAGAUUAAUCAAAUGCAGGGUUUUUUUCUGAUAAUUAGCAGCGCACACUUUCUUUCAAAUAUGCUUGUUUUUCCCGGACCAUUUGACAGGUCGUAGGAAAUCCUCAAAGGUGAGAAAGAGAUAAACACAACAAAUAGCUUUCCUCUGGAUGAAAAGUGGGAGAAAGACAUACUUUGAAAGGAAAAUUGAAAUGGAGAUUUUAACUUCUAAUUUGAGAAGCUUUUUCUUCCAUGGAGGAAACAGAAACAAAAAAAUUACAUUUAUUUGGUUCCUGAGUUCUUAGUAAUAUGAUAAAUUUUAUUAAAGACUGACUUGGGUAAAGUGUUGACAUGCUUACUUGUAUAGAAAAUAGUAUUUUCUAUUGGACUCACAUACCUAAAUGCUUUUUCCAUAUUCAAAAGCAAAAUUUUCAUAAAGGCCUGUUUCACCUCCCUGUCCUGUUUCUCAGUGAUUGCUCUAUUGUUAUUAGAAUUCAGCCACACAGCCAAAUUAGCAAAAUGGGUCUCAGAUCUAGAUCAUACAUACACCAAAUUAAGCACUCUUCUUACACCAUUUUCCUUGGGAGCUCAGGCCGUGGGCCGCCUCAAAGGUAAAGCUCGCAUCCUGAAGUCUCUAUGAUAGGCUGUACAUAAGCCUUUGUUACAUACUGUGGUUUAUCAUAAGGAAUUUCCCACAGGCUAAGCUUGAUACUCAAGAUGUUGGUUGUAGGAGAAUUGCAAAAAUGAACGUGUUUGCCAUAACUUUAAAUACCUGGAUUAGAACCACAAAAAACGUGAAACGGUAUUAUAAAUGACACACACACACAGUAAGGAGCAUAGCAUGUCUGCCACAUCUGGCAUAUGACAGGUUGAAAAAUAUUAAAUAUACUAGAGACUCUGAAACCCUUGGAAAACACAAAAUAGCCAACCAAUGCUGGAUUGACUUGAUAGACCUAGUUCAGCCGUGUUUUGAUUGAAAAACAUGAGACUGAAAGUUCAUUAAAAUGUACUUAAAUAUGCAUUACAAGGUUUUCACCAUUUUUUUCCUACAAUGGCAUUUUCCCAAUAACUUAAAAGUGAUUCUCUUCCCAGUGUAAUGUAGUCACAUAUAGUGUGUUUACUUCUUAGUCUUUUACUUUGCUUUCAAACACUUAAAAUGCUUGAGCACUUCCUUUUCAGAAAGUUACGAAAUUAAACUUAAAAAUAAUUUAAUUUUAAAUGCUCAUUAAAAUGUGUCUGUGUACCUCUUAUGCCCCUUUCCUAGGAGCCAGCACUGAGACAUUGUUCAGCAAUGCUUUUUAAUGUUCUUUACCUUUAAACCUAGAAUCAAGUGCAACUGAUGUCUGUUAAAUGCUGGGUCUAGUUUUCUUCCAGAGCUUCGUGGAAUAAGAAACCAAUCUAGUACAAAUGAAGAUUAAAUGUUCCUGGGCAACAGUAGAGUUAGUAAACAGAUUAUUUAUCCACCGACGCACGGCAGUCCACUGGAGCGGGGGUUCGGCACAUUGAAAAUGUAAUGCGAUCAGCCUCUAUUGUCUGGGGUCAGUUUUCUUUUGCUGUGUUCCUUAGAAUGGGGUGGGGGCCUAAGUGUCCUUAUGAAGCUGUGGUCCACGACACGCGCCCGUGAGGGAGCCCGGGUCCUGCUGCGCCCUCACGUCGGGCAGCACCAGCGAGCACCAGUGUUGUAGAGUAGCCCUCACGUUAAACAAAACCAUCGUAGAGUACAGUGUACAGUUGUGUUGCUGAUUUUCCUUUGAAAUAUAAAAUAUUUUAAGCUUUUUUUUGUCAAAAGUGGUAACAUCUUAAUACAAAUAAAAAACCUUUUUGUGGUUGUAAGAUUUAGCUUAUGAAUCAUUCAAAUUGAAGUGAAAGAUUACCAGGUCAUUGUUAAUGACUUAGUCUAUUAAGAAUAUAUGUAUUUUUGUAAAGGAAACGCACUUGUAGAUAUUUAAUCAGUACAAGAUAUAUGUCUGUUUUGCAGAAAUAAAAUGCUGCUUAGAGAUUCUCUUUAAAUAUUUUUUAUUUUUGUGCUCAAAUGUAUUUUCUGUUGAUCUAUGGAAUGUUCUGUACAAAGCUGUAUGGUCGUACUGUUGGGCUAGAUACUUCUGUUUUUUAAAAUCUGGACUUAGCCAAGUAUACUUGACCAUGUUAAAAAUAGUAUCUUUGUUAUUAAAAUUUUGAUUGCAUAA
Myotis myotis is the source of this 6754-nucleotide messenger RNA. RefSeq names its product polycomb group ring finger 5 (gene PCGF5). Gene Ontology annotation, biological process: regulation of transcription by RNA polymerase II. Gene Ontology annotation, cellular component: PRC1 complex. The coding region runs from base 339 to 1073 and encodes 244 amino acids. The record is from RefSeq and is a predicted model, not a curated record. Lineage: Eukaryota; Metazoa; Chordata; Mammalia; Chiroptera; Vespertilionidae. The transcript is spliced from 11 exons.